Messenger RNA from Pelobates fuscus (common spadefoot toad), 1760 nucleotides. It is a transcript of the gene TPH2, whose product is annotated as tryptophan hydroxylase 2. Gene Ontology annotation, molecular function: tryptophan 5-monooxygenase activity; iron ion binding. The coding region runs from base 66 to 1523 and encodes 485 amino acids. Gene Ontology annotation, biological process: aromatic amino acid metabolic process; serotonin biosynthetic process. The transcript is spliced from 11 exons. Gene Ontology annotation, cellular component: neuron projection. The record is from RefSeq and is a predicted model, not a curated record. NCBI's taxonomy places the organism in Eukaryota, Metazoa, Chordata, Amphibia, Anura, Pelobatidae.
UAGGUGGCUCUGAGUCUGGCCGCAGCGCCCUCUGCUGUCCGAAAAGGUUAUAUACACCGUCCCCGAUGCAACCUGCAAUGAUGAUGUUUUCGUCCAAAUAUUGGGCCAGGAGGGGUAUGUCAUUAGAUUCUGCAAUGUGCCCGGAUUUUCUGAAUAACCCAGCGCGAGACAAAUUGAAUGCUGUGAAAAUUGAUGAGAACAAAUGCAGCAAGACUGGACCAGCUGCUGAAAUAGAAAAAACAGCAGUUGUCCUUACAUUGAAGAAUGAAGUUGGAGGAUUGUUACAAACUUUAAAAAUUUUCAAGGAAAAGUAUGUGAACAUAAACCACAUCGAGUCUAGAAAGUCCAAAAUGGGCAACUCCGAAGUGGAAGUAUAUGUGGAAUUUGAAUGCACCAAGAAAAAACACCAGGAACUCAUUCACUUAUUAAAGCUUCAAAGCAACACCAUAUCCCUGAAUCCAGCCGAGAGGAAAUGGCAUGACGAUGAAGAACUUGAUGGUGUUCCGUGGUUUCCGAGGAAGAUCGCUGAACUGGACAAAUGUUCUCACAGAGUCCUGAUGUAUGGAUCUGAAUUGGAUGCUGACCACCCUGGAUUUAAGGACAAUGUUUACCGACAAAGGAGGAAAUAUUUUGUGGACGUUGCUAUGGGUUAUAAAUAUGGACAGGCUAUUCCAAAAGUGGAGUACACUGCAGAAGAAAUAAGAACCUGGGGAACAGUAUUUCGGGAACUUGCAAAAUUGUACCCAACGCAUGCCUGUAAAGAAUAUUUGAAGAACUUUCCAUUACUAUCCAAACACUGUGGCUACAGAGAAGACAAUGUACCACAGCUUCAGGACGUUGCAAUUUUUCUGAAAGAAAGGUCUGGAUUCACAGUACGGCCUGUUGCUGGAUAUCUCUCUCCUAGGGACUUUCUUGCUGGCUUGGCUUACCGCGUAUUUCAUUGCACCCAAUAUAUUCGCCAUGGCUCAGACCCUCUCUAUACUCCUGAACCGGAUACCUGUCAUGAAUUACUAGGGCAUGUCCCUUUACUCGCAGAUCCAAAGUUUGCACAGUUUUCACAAGAGAUAGGCUUGGCAUCUCUUGGAGCCACCGAUGAAGAUGUACAAAAGUUGGCAACAUGUUACUUCUUUACAAUAGAAUUUGGACUUUGCAAACAAGAUGGACAGCUGCGCGCAUAUGGGGCAGGACUUCUAUCUUCUAUUGGGGAACUUAAGCAUGCCUUGUCUGACAAAGCUGCUGUGAAACCGUUUGAUCCAGAGACAACUUGCAUGCAAGAAUGUCUUAUCACUACCUUUCAGGACUUGUACUUUGUGUCAGAAAGCUUUGAGGAAGCCAAGGAAAAGAUGAGGGAAUUUGCCAAAUCAAUCAAUCGUCCCUUCUCUGUGUACUUUAACCCUUACACUGAGAGCAUUGAAAUUCUUCAAAAUACCAGGAGUAUCGAAAAUGUUGUACAAGACUUGCGCAGUGACCUGAAUACAGUGUGCGAUGCUUUAGCCAAAAUGAACAAAUAUUUGGGGAUUUGAUUCUUGGGAGAAUAAUGAAUACUAUACCCUGGGAGUCUGCAAAGAACUGUACUCAUCCUUACAAAUUACCAUUAAGGAUAUGGUCAUCUAGUCAAUUUUAUUGCUCCCUGUAACAUUCAUGAACAGCAUCAUUGUACUUAAGACUUUACAUUUGUGGCUUCUCAUAAAUGUUCUGAAAUAUGCAACUGAAUAUAUACAUAUUAUUUUGAUUUGUCCCAUUUUCCCUCCCCAGUUACC